AUGAAUAAUACUUGCAAGUAUUUAUAUCGAAAUGUAAUAAAAUCAUGCAAUAAAACUUUUAAUAAAGAUGUAGAAGCUAAAAUAAAUGUAUUAAAUGGAAUAAAAAAUAUAAUAAGACAAAAUUUAAAGACUGCAGAAGAAAAAGAUAUAAAACAGCAACUAAUUGAAGCUAACGAUUUUAUUAAAGACCAUAUUAUUCAAGCAGUUUAUAAUAACUCUACUGGAAAUUAUAAAGUUCAUAUAAACGAAGAUCAAGUAAAAAAGGGAUCAAUAACAUUAGGAACGAAAAAUGAAAAAAAAAUUCCCUUUAAAUAA
This is a messenger RNA of Plasmodium gallinaceum, 315 nucleotides long. Its product is annotated as conserved Plasmodium protein, unknown function. Lineage: Eukaryota; Apicomplexa; Aconoidasida; Haemosporida; Plasmodiidae. The record is from RefSeq and is a predicted model, not a curated record. Bases 1 to 315 code for a protein of 104 amino acids. The transcript has a single exon.